This is a messenger RNA of Argiope bruennichi, 1938 nucleotides long. RefSeq names its product nuclear transport factor 2-like. Bases 149 to 541 code for a protein of 130 amino acids. The transcript is spliced from 4 exons. Gene Ontology annotation, biological process: protein import into nucleus. Lineage: Eukaryota; Metazoa; Arthropoda; Arachnida; Araneae; Araneidae. The record is from RefSeq and is a predicted model, not a curated record. Gene Ontology annotation, cellular component: nuclear pore central transport channel.
CCCCCUACUCCAGAACGAUAGAUAUCUUUCUGGUGUUACUUGUGUCUGUAACUGAGAAAUCGAAACUGUUUAUUCUUGAGUUUGUUUUCCUAUACAGGGGAUUGUAUUUAUUGUUUAUUAGCGUAUAUAUACACUUGUACAUUUUAAUAUGUCCUGGAAUCUGCAAUAUGAUCAAAUUGGAAAAACAUUUGUGCAACAAUACUACACUUUUUUUGAUGACCCAACUCAGCGUGGUGCUUUGGCUAAUUUUUAUAAUGAAGAUAAAUCUUUGAUGACUUUUGAAGAUCAGCAAAUAUUUGGGCGAACAAAAAUUAUGGAAAAAAUACAGAGCUUAACUUUUCAAAAAAUUGUCCACAGUAUUACUGCUAUUGAUACACAACCAAUGCUAGAUGGUGGCAUUCUCAUUUGUGUACUUGGACAACUUAAGACUGAUGAUGAUCAUCCUCACACCUUUCACCAAGUAUUUGUAUUAAAAAGUUUAGGAGACAGCUUUUAUGUAGAACAUGAUGUAUUUAGAUUAUCUCUGCAUCACAUUGGUUAGAAUAUAUUUCUAUAGUCAAAAACAAAUAAUGGAUUUGAAUAUAAAGAGAGCAACAAUCUUUACUUAUUUUGUAAGUUUCAGUAAUAAUUCUGAGAGUUUGAAUGGAAUGUCGCUAUUACAAUGUAUUUAAAUCAUGAAGACAUUGAUAUCUCAUCUUUCAUAAUCAUGAAAUGCACUAUUCAGAUGCAUUAAUUUGUUGGGAAUAUUUGCAAUUGCAUGUAGUAUGUAAUUUGUUUUUUAUUGACAAGCAAAUGUUUUGUAAUGUUUAUUCAUUUGUGAGCAUUUUUAUUCUGCUCUAAGAUUGUUUUUACACUGCUGAUGAAUUCGUUUUUUAAAGCGUUAUUGGGUGUUUGUUAUAUCUAUUGUCAUUUAUCUAUGUUUGUAAUGUGCAGGCACUUUAACAAAAUCGAAAGUUAUUUAUUAUGAUGCCUAAAAUGUAUAAAACUUUUAUGUGUGUAAGAAAAUAAAAUGGUAUUUAUUUUUUGCAGUGGAUCAAAGAGAUGUACAUUGCAUUUUUAUUAAGCCAUAAAAAAUAAUCUUUUCAGCAUUAUUUAUUAAAUAUUCAGUGCUGCACUUUUUGUUCUUCAGUCAAAAUGUCAUUGUUUGCAUUGCCAUAUUUCUUUUUUGUAUUUCUUGUUGAUCCAGGAAGCUCAUUAUUAAAUAAUUUUAUUGAACUAAUAAAUUUAAUUUUUUAUUAAUUCCUUUUACUAUUUUACUCUAUAUAUUUAAUGAAAUUUUGAUUUUGCAAUUUCAUAAUACCUUUUUCUUUUUAUAAACACUGAUAACUGAAUAAUAAGUUGAUAACUGAUUAAUAAGUUGAAUUUCAAACGUUUUACAUAUAAGGUAAAAGACUAAAGGAACAUUCAAAAUUUGUCUCUUAAAAAAACAUAAUAAGAAUUUAAUAAUAUUUUACAUGUAAUUUAAACAUUAAAGUAUGCACUCUGAUAAGUGCCAUGUAAAAAAAUAAAUAGUAAAAAAGCAUCCUCCCUUACUAUAGAUGUAAAAAUUCAUAAACAUAAGCAUUAGAAAGAUGGAUCUUGAAUUACUGGGCACUAUAAUUUUAUAAUUUAUAAAAAUUAAAAACUCUAGUUAGAAAUUGCAUAUUAGAUAUCUCUUAAACAAAAGAAAUAAAACUGCAUAAAUUAUGGCAUUAUUGAAGCAUAAAUAAUUUAUGGCUUAUACAUAAUUUAGUAAGAUAAGACAAAUUAAACACCUUUUACAUUUUUAUAAUGUAUUCUGCUAGAAUAUCUAAAUGGUUUCUAAUCAUCUUUAAUAUUUUUGCAAGGGGGAAAAACAUUUAUUUACUGUAGAACAUUGUAUUUGAUUUUUUCAAAGUGAAAAUACCUGUUGCAAAUCAAAGUAAUGUAUACCAUUUGAUUUUGUAUGAAUUAAAUAUC